AUGACAACGGAGACGGGCCCCGGUUCCGAGGUGAAGAACGCGCAGGAGGAGGCUCCGCAGCAGCAACUGGAGGCGGCCGCACACGGCCCCACUGCCGCAGCCACCAACCCCGCCGGCCGGGACGCUGAGGCCAAUGAGAAGCCCGGGGCACCGUCCGAUGCCCGAAAUACGGAGCCGGGCACAGAGAUGGAGGAGAAGGACUACAGCGAGACGGAUGGGCUCUCUGACAAAACAACCCCCAGCAAGACCCAGAAGUCACCCCAGAAAACCAAGAAAGUGAAGAGUGCCCUCUGCAGAGUGACCCUGCUCGAUGCCUCCGAGUACGAAUGCGAGGUGGAGAAGCACGCCCGAGGCCAGGUCCUCUUUGACAUGGUCUGCGAGCACCUCAACCUCCUGGAGAAGGACUACUUCGGCCUCACCUUCUGCGACUCGGACAGCCAGAAGAACUGGCUGGACCCCUCCAAGGAGAUCAAGAAGCAGAUCCGCAGCGGGCCCUGGAACUUCGCCUUCACUGUGAAGUUUUACCCUCCAGACCCUGCCCAGCUCACGGAGGACAUCACAAGAUACUACCUGUGCCUGCAGCUCCGUGCGGACAUCAUCACGGGGCGCCUGCCCUGCUCCUUUGUCACACAUGCCCUGCUGGGCUCCUACGCUGUGCAAGCCGAGCUGGGUGACUACGAUGCUGAGGAACACGUGGGCAACUAUGUCAGCGAGCUCCGCUUCGCCCCCAACCAGACGCGGGAGCUGGAGGAGCGCAUCAUGGAGUUGCACAAGACCUACCGGGGAAUGACCCCCGGGGAAGCGGAGAUCCACUUUCUGGAGAACGCCAAGAAGCUCUCCAUGUACGGGGUGGACCUGCACCACGCCAAGGACUCAGAGGGCAUCGACAUCAUGCUGGGUGUCUGCGCCAACGGCCUCCUCAUCUACAGGGACCGGCUGAGGAUCAACCGCUUCGCCUGGCCCAAGAUCCUCAAAAUUUCCUACAAGAGGAGCAACUUCUACAUCAAGAUCCGCCCGGGUGAGUACGAACAGUUUGAGAGCACCAUUGGCUUCAAGCUGCCCAACCACCGCUCCGCCAAGCGUCUCUGGAAGGUCUGCAUAGAGCAUCACACCUUCUUCAGGCUGGUGUCCCCAGAGCCACCCCCCAAGGGCUUCCUGGUGAUGGGCUCCAAGUUUCGCUACAGCGGGCGGACGCAGGCGCAGACGCGGCAGGCCAGCGCCCUCAUCGACCGCCCAGCUCCCUUCUUCGAGCGCUCCUCCAGCAAACGGUACACCAUGUCUCGCAGCCUUGACGGAGAGUUCUCGCGCCCAGCCUCCGUCAGCGAGAACCACGACGCCGGGGCAGAGGGCGAGAAGCAGGAUGAGGAUGGUGAGUUUGGCAGCAGGAGACGGUCCGAGACAGAGGACGAGGAGGUGACCACGCCAACGAAAAUCAAGGAGCUGAAGCCGGAGCACGAAACAACCCCCAGGCACAAGCAGGAGUUUUUAGACAAGCCAGAAGAUGUUUUGCUGAAGCAUCAGGCCAGCAUCAAUGAGCUGAAACGGACCCUGAAGGAGCCCAACAGCAAGCUGGUUCACAGGGACCGGGACAGGAGGCUGCCUUCCUCACCAGCCUCUUCCUCACCCAAGCACGAGGAUGAAACACCAAAGGGAACCCCAGAAAAGGCCAGCGAGAGAGCGGGCUUGAGGGAGGGCGCUGAGGAGAAAGCUAAGCCGCCUCGGCACAGGGCUCCCGAGAGUGACACCGGCGAUGAGGAGCAGGACCAGGAGAAGGACUCGGUCUUUCUGAAGGACAACCACCUGGCCAUCGAGCGCAAGUGCUCCAGCAUCACGGUCAGUUCAACCUCCAGCCUGGAAGCAGAGGUGGACUUCACAGUGAUCGGUGACUUCCACGGCACAGCCUUUGAGGACAUCUCGCGGAGCCUGCCCGAGCUGGACAAGGACAAGAGUGAAACGGAAGACGAAGGCCUGGUUUCCUUCCAGCACACUGACAAAGUAGUUCCCAGACUGGAAGAGGAUGGCAAAGGCGGGGAGAAGGUCUCCCAGCCCAGCCCAGAUGUCUCCCAGCUAGAGUCCUCAGCCCCGAAAACGGAUGCUGUGACCAUCGGCCUGCGGCCGGGCAUGAAGAAGCCUGAAGCAGACGGCUCCGCUCCCCACCGGGUUGGCACCACAGACACAGCCCAGGUGGAUGGAGGCACCCCAGGCAGCAGGGACACCACAGCCAUGGCUCACGCUGGCACCGCAGAGACAGCGCUGGCGACCUCAGAUCACAGCAUCAAGGCUGGGAAAGCGGCCGUUCCCACGACAGACCUUCGCUCCCUCUCACCGAUCACCAGCGGCUCCGCUGGGAAGGAAGUGCUCACCAGCAUAUUCAGUGCCACUGCAGAAACCCUCUCCACUUCCACCACUACCCACGUUACCAAGACUGUGAAAGGAGGGUUUUCAGAAACCCGAAUAGAGAAGCGCAUCAUUAUCACAGGAGACGAAGACGUGGACCAGGACCAGGCGCUGGCUUUAGCAAUCAAAGAGGCAAAACUACAGCAUCCCGACAUGCUGGUAACCAAAGCUGUGGUGUACAGAGAAACAGAACCUUCUCCAGAGGAGAGGGACAAGAAGCCUCAGGUAGGUGGAGAAGUUACGGGAAUCUUGACCAACGUCUUCAUGGAAGUCGGCGUCUGCGUUCAAACCUGGAGAACAGCGGAGAAGGAGCCUUCAUGCUGGAUUUGUCAGCAAGACAUAGACAUCCUGGCUGCAAUGUUCAUGGCGAGAGACAAAAAUUUUUAA
Molecule: messenger RNA, 2784 nt
Organism: Nipponia nippon (crested ibis)
Lineage: Eukaryota; Metazoa; Chordata; Aves; Pelecaniformes; Threskiornithidae
Source: RefSeq, a predicted model, not a curated record